This is a messenger RNA of Spodoptera exigua (beet armyworm), 1440 nucleotides long. NCBI's taxonomy places the organism in Eukaryota, Metazoa, Arthropoda, Insecta, Lepidoptera, Noctuidae. The record is from the annotation of a GenBank genome assembly.
AUGCAUUUUAUAGAACUAAAUAUUGUUCUUUCUUCUUGUUUCUACUUCUCCAAUGCCCUCGGCAUCUUUGGCAUUCAUAAUGAGUACAAAAUCUACGUACAACAACUACUAUCAACACUGGCGUAUCCAGAUUCAUCUCAAACUUCUACCAAGUGGAUAGAACAACCGUUGGACCACUUCAACGAAACAGACACCCGUAUAUGGAAGAUGAGGUAUUAUGAAAGACUUGAUCUUUGGAAACCUAAAGGACCGAUAUAUUUGUUCAUCAACGGCGAGGGAGAGGCAAGUGAUGUAUUUCUCCAAACAGGAAUAUUAUAUGAUUUAGCAAAAGAAACUAAUGGUGCCAUGUAUUUGUCGGAACAUAGAUAUUAUGGGAAAAGUAAGCCUUUUAAAAAUUUGAAUGCUGAAACUUUGGCGUAUCUCAGUUCUCGACAAGCUCUUGCAGACGUUGCGAAGUUGCUUGAGCACAUCAAAAUGUCGGCGAGUUAUAAUGAAUCAAAAGUGGUGGUCGUCGGUGGGUCUUACGCAGGUAACUUAGCAGCUUGGAUGAAACUCCUGUAUCCUGAUCUAGUCGAUGCUGCUCUUGCCAGCAGUGCACCAGUUCUAGCGAAGAAAAACUUUUACGAAUAUUUAGAAAGAGUUAAUUAUGACUUUGAACAAUAUGGUAGUGAUGGGUGCACUAAAAGAAUAAAACAAGUAUUUCAGAGAUACGAAGAAUUAUUCAAAACAACUUCAGGAAUUGCUCAGCUUAUGGAAGAAGAGGAAAUUUGUAAAGACGUGGACAUGACAAAACCUGAAAAUAAGCAGAUUUUCUUCUUAGACAAAGCGUCUUAUUUCAUGUACGAAGCGCAAUACGGUAACGUUGACACCAUCAAUCAUUUUUGCGAAGACGUUAAGAAAACUUUUCAUAUAAAUUCUCGUAUGGAAGAUAAUGUCUUUAUGAGCAAAGAAGAGAACUGUUUUAAUUAUGAUUUCGAUGAAAUGAUUGAACAGAUGAGGAACAUUGACUGGGCCAUGUCUUGGACUUACCAAACUUGUACGGAAUUCGGUUAUUUUCCAACAACUGAUUCCGAAAAUCAGCCAUUUAAUAAUGUACCUGUGGAAUUAUUUUAUUUGAUGUGUAGAAAGGCUUUUGGAGAGCAGUUUGACGAACAACGUAUCGAUGAAGGAAUUGAACGUUCAAAUGAUAUGUACGGAGGUUUACAACCAAAUCUUACUCAUGUAGUGUUUGUUAAUGGUGAAUUAGAUCCUUAUAGUAGAUUGGGAGUAUUAGAAGACGUGGCAUAUGAUGCACCAGCGAAAAUCAUACCACAGGCAUCUCAUUGUAGAGAUUUGUUCUCAGACAGAUCGAAGGAUCCAGAAGAAUUAAAAGAAGCAAGGAAAUACAUCAAAUAUUUAAUUAAGAAAUGGAUUGGUGCUGGGGAAUAUAAGAAGCCUUAG